Acyrthosiphon pisum (pea aphid) is the source of this 2401-nucleotide messenger RNA. Its product is annotated as putative PE-PGRS family protein PE_PGRS20. The record is from RefSeq and is a predicted model, not a curated record. Bases 290 to 2299 code for a protein of 669 amino acids. NCBI's taxonomy places the organism in Eukaryota, Metazoa, Arthropoda, Insecta, Hemiptera, Aphididae. The transcript is spliced from 3 exons.
AAACGUAUAUAUGUAUGCUUAACUGCUUAAUGUUGGUAGGUACGUAUAGUUCUUGGACAAACAACAGAAACGAUAAUAUGCCAUCGUUAUUGUUGCUGUAGGUUGGCAUAUAUUUAUAUAGAUAUGUCAAUAUAAUAAAAACCAUGUAAUGGUGUUCAAUUGUACAUUUUACCUGAUGUAUAAAAAGGUUAUAUGGGAACUAAAAAAUAAAAGUUCAUAUAUUAUGUACCUAUACCUAAUAGACCGUAUAAUAUUACAUUCAUAGUUUUUAACCAGUUAAGUAGAACGUAUGAGGAUGACUCUCAACCUUGUUUAUUUUACUUCAUUAUCGAUCCUACUACAGAUAUUUUAUGUCACUGGAGUUUCAGUUUCAUGGAGUUCCCCGAGCACAAUAUAUUCAUCAAUAAAAAGUCAAUCGGUACCUACAUAUAAUGGCAAUUUACAGCAACAGUCUACGUCUUCAACAAGACAACCUUUUGGAAUAUCAGGAGGUACAUUAACAAGUCAUAUUGAUAAUCUGAAUACAAAAAUGUCAUCUAACAUAGGUUUGGGGAAAAAUUCAAAUACGAUUUUGGUAAAACAAAUUGGUCAACGAGAUAAUAACGAUGCCAGCGUGUCGGAAAAUAUAAUUACUAACAUUCAACCCUCUGAAAUGAGUUCUAAGUUAUCACUAUCUUCAACAACCAUUCCAAAUUUUGAAAUUCCAGUUCAUUUUAAUGGACCUGGGUUAUCAAAUAUUUACGACGAAACAAAUAAAAUUAGUGAUACAAAUCGUUUAAAUGAAGUGAAUAAUUUGGAGCGAUCGAGUGGUUCAGAUGAAGGUUAUCAAUUGGGAGAGUUAAAUAGAUUAAGUAGGUCAAUUAGUGAAGAUGGUUUGAAUUUAGUAGAUAGCACUGGUGUAGGAUCAAAUGAAAGAAAUGAAAAAGGUUUACGCAAUAAAUCUAAAAUUGGAGAAAAUGAAGCGUAUGGAGUAGGUAAAGUGGAAAACUAUAGAGGAGGUCAUAAGUCUAGAAAAAAUAAUUUUGUAAGUGGAACGGGUGGUUCUACCAAAUUUAGUUUCGAGGCUGGAAAACGCGCUAAACAGGGAAUUAUUGGGGAAGGUGAAACCAGAAAAUUUGGUGAAUUAAGUAGAGAUGGUGGAGGCAGAAUGUUUAUUGGAAAUGGUGAAGAUAAACAAAUAGGAAGAGAUAGAGGAUUUAGUGCAUCAGUUGGAUCUAUACAAUUCAGUAGAAAAAAUGAUGGUAGAGUAGGUUGGUUUGGUGGGGAAGAGGGAGGAGAUAGAGGGUUUAGUAGAUCCAAUGGAUCCAUACGAUUUGGCAGAAAGAAUAAAAGUGGAACAGGUGGAUCGAGUGGGGAAAAACAAAGAGAUAGAGAAUCCAGUACAUCAAAUGCAUCCAUACAAUUGGGUAGAAAAAAUGGUGGUAGAGCUGGGGGAUCGGACGGGGAAGAAGGAGGAGUUAGAGGGCUUAGUAGAUCCAAUGGGUCUAUAAGGUUUAGUAGUAAAAAUAAAAGUGGAACAGGUGGAUUGGGUGGGGUAGAAGGAAAUAUAGGGGUGGGUAGAUCAAUUGGAUCUAUGAGAUUUGGUAGAGAAAAAAAAAGUAGAGAAGGUGGAUUGGGUGGAGAAGUAGAAGAAGGUAGAGGAUUUAGUGGAUCAAUUGGACCUAUAGGAUUAGGUAGAAAAAAUGGCGAUAGAGCAAGGGAAUCGGAUGGGAGAGAAGGAGGAGAUAGAGGACUUAUUAGAUCCAAUGGGUCUAUACGGUUUAGUAGUAAAAAUAAUAGUGGAAUAGGUAGAUUGGGCGGGGAAGAAGAAGGAGAUAUAGGGGUUGGUAGAUCAAUUGGAUCUAUGAGAUUUGGUAGAGAAGGUGGAUCGGGUGUUGAAGAAGACGAAGAAGGUAGAGGAUUUAGUGGAUCAGUUGGAUCUAUAAGUUUAGGUAGAAAAAAUAAGGGUGGAACAGGUGGAUCUGGUGAAGAAAAUAUAAAAUUUGGUGGUGAAGGAUCGAGAACUCAUAAAAGUUCAAUAUCUAGCGUUGUUAAAAUGAAUGGAAGUGGUGGAAAGAAAACAUUUGGAGGAUCAGUUGGAAGUACAACAUUUGGUGAAGAAAGUGGAGAUAAAAGACAAAGUAAGUCAAAUAGUAAUAAUAUAAAUAGAAAUAUUGGAAAUUACGGAGGCAGAAAAUUUGAUAGUUAUAUUGAAGGUAAUGGAUUUUCAAGAGAGUAUGGUACAGGUGAAGAAAGUGAUGGUGCAGGAUUUGGUGAAUUCGGACCAGAAAUGGAUGAAAAGCUAAAGUGGGACGAUUAGAUUAAUGGGAAUAAAAUGAAUUUCAAAUAAUAUGUACUAAUCCAUCUUUAAUUAGUGACAGAUUGAAAAAAUAACAAAAUAAAUAAAAACAAAAAUUUGAAA